Molecule: messenger RNA, 1395 nt
Organism: Lycium ferocissimum
Lineage: Eukaryota; Viridiplantae; Streptophyta; Magnoliopsida; Solanales; Solanaceae
Product: syntaxin-22-like
Exons: 7
Coding region: 201-1013 (270 amino acids)
Biological process (GO): intracellular protein transport; vesicle fusion; vesicle-mediated transport
Cellular component (GO): membrane; SNARE complex; endomembrane system
Molecular function (GO): SNARE binding; SNAP receptor activity
Source: RefSeq, a predicted model, not a curated record
UAUUUGGUUUAUGUUCCUCAAUUCCUUCCUUCAUUUUCGCCCAAAAUUUCCCUGUUCUUGGCGCAAAUUUCCACCCUUUUUACCCACCAAUAACUACCUAAUACUUUUCCCUCUUCAAAUCCCUCCUUGUAAAUUCUCCAAACCCCCAAAUUCUAGGGUUUUCAUAUUGCUUCUCUCUGUAUUCCAAAUUUUGAUCAGAAAUGAGCUUUCAAGAUCUAGAAUCGGGUCGAUCAUUGGGUCCCCGUCGGGUCGGGAAGCAAGACCCGACCCAAGCUGUGGCUUCUGGAAUAUUCCAGAUCAACACCGCUGUCUCCACGUUUCAAAGGCUGGUUAAUACCCUUGGUACCCCUAAGGAUACCCCCGAGCUACGCGAGAAAUUGCACAAGACAAGGCUACAUAUUGGGCAGUUAGUGAAAGAUACUUCUGCAAAACUUAAGCAAGCCAGCGAAACAGAUCACCGAGUUGAAGUCAGUGCUAGUAAGAAAAUUACAGAUGCUAAACUUGCUAAAGAUUUUCAAGCAGUAUUGAAGGAGUUCCAAAAAGCUCAACGGCUUGCAGCUGAGAGGGAGACAGCAUACACACCUUUCGUUCCCAAAGCAGUUCUUCCUUCUAGUUACACAGACGGUGUGGUGGAUGCCACUUCAGAUAUAGGUCAAGAACAGCAAGCUCUCCUUGUGCAAUCUAGAAGACAGGAGGUUUUGCUUUUGGACAAUGAGAUUUCCUUUAAUGAAGCUAUUAUAGAGGAACGAGAGCAGGGAAUACAAGAAGUACAACAACAGAUAGGGGAAGUGAAUGAGAUUUUCAAGGAUCUUGCCGUGCUUGUUCACGAGCAAGGAACCGUGAUUGAUGAUAUUGGUUCCAACAUUGAGAAUUCUCAUGCUGCAACUGCACAAGGGAGGACACAACUUGCUAAAGCGGCAAAGACCCAAAGAUCAAAUUCAUCUCUGACCUGCUUACUCCUGGUGAUUUUUGGAAUCGUGCUCCUUAUUGUUAUCAUAGUACUUGCAGCCUGAUUUGAAGAUUUUGAGAUAUAGAGAAGGAUCCUAAACUCCGUUCAGCAGUGAAGAGAUCUUUGUGACUCAAGUUGUUUGAAGGCUCUCCCCAGCGUAAAAUUGUGUUGCCUCAAAUCUUUGGUCAUACGAAAAAAAUUACUGUCAAACGAAGUUUUUGUUUCCUCUGUGGGGGGAGGGGGAGGCAGGGUUUGUGUUUAAUAUUGUAUAUUUGGUGUUUGGGUUGCAAGUUAUGUUGCUGCCUUGUAAUGGCACUAUAACUGUUUGUCAAUAAAAAAAUGAUUCUUUGGAGGGUCUUUGUUUCUAAGGGCAUUUCUAUUGUUGAUGUUGACAAAACAGUGUAUGAUAUUUUAUUCGUUAUGAUACCAGUGUGGCGAGUCGAUAA